AUGUCACUAAAGGAACAUGAGAUGGAAGAAGCUGCAAUGAGUUUGGUUAUGUUAUCUGAACGAGUUUGUGACUUUGGCUUGCCUCUUGGUGAUGAUGAUUCCAUGGAUUUAGAUAAGCUCAUACCUAUUCAAGAGAAGAGCUUAGGUUGUGUUGAGUCAAUACAAGACUUCCGGAAAAUGGUUUCUCACUCGGGUUUCGAAAAGUCUACUACUUGCAGUGAUGAUGUUGUUGCUCUGAGAAGUGAAUUGCGGAGUUCCUCAAGUCAUAGAUGUAAUGUAUGUGGCAAAACUUUUGGGUGUUAUCAAGCUCUGGGUGGCCACAAAAGACUUCACAUAUCGAUUAAAAAGAAACUAGAGUAUUGUGUUGAGUCAAGACAAGACUUCAGCGAACUGCUUCCUUUGGAUUGUAUGUAACAGAAGAGACCUGAGAGUAGGUCCAGCCAUAAAUGCGAAGUAUGUGACAAGAGUUUUGAGUGUUUGCAAGCUCUAGAUGGCCACAAAGGACAUCGCAGCCUAUUAGAGCGUAAAAAGGAGUACACUGUAGGUGAUAAUAAGUCACUGUCUUACUUAUCAGAAGCUAAAAAGACUGUUUCGAAACCAUCAAGCUUUGAAGUCUAUCAAGAGAAGGUCUUACACUGUGUUGAGUUGAAACAAGACUUUAGUGAACUGCUUUCUUACUCUAGUAGUUGCAGUCAAACCAGUUUCAGUACGCUGAGAAGUGAAUUACAGAAAGAUACUCAGAGCAAAUCAAGCUAUGAUUGCAACAUAUGUGGGGAGAGUUUUGUGCGUUCUAUAUCUCUAAGUAACCACCAAAGAGUUCACAGACCGAAUAGAGAGAAAUUAUCGCGUAAAAGGAAGUAUACUAAAGAUCAUAAUUCAUUGUCUGACUCAUUACAAGUCUCUCAGGAGAAGAUCUUACAUUGUGUUGAGUCGAAACAAGACUUUAGUGAAUUGCUUUCUCAUCCGGGUUUCGAAAAGUCUGUUAGUUGCAGUAUCAUUCCAUUAUCUUCUUCCCUGAGAAGUAAAUCGCAGACCAGCAUUUCAACUGAAGGGCAAUUAGCGCGUAAAAACGAGAAAUCAGAAGAUGUUAAUUCACUGUUUGGCGUGACUGAGUCAGAAGCUACGAAGAUUUUUAUACAACCACUAAGCUUUGAAGUCUCUCAGGCGAAGAUCUUACACUGUGUUGAGUCGAAACAAGACUUCAGUGAACUCUUUCGUCUUUUUACCCUUUGUUCUUCAAUUUCUCUGAUUAUAAGAAACUUAUGUGUUGUCUUCACGAUCUUCGUCUUUCUCCUUUAUGAUGUUUUCUUUUCCCAUCGUCUUCCUUAUUUUCUCGAGAAAAUUGAACGGAAAAGCAAUAGAAUCGAAGAUGAUAAUGGUUUGGAAAGGAUUUGGGGUUUUAAGAAGUCUAGGGUUUGCUCUGUUUCAUCUUCUUGUGCUAAAGAAACAGAAGCCUUUGAUCUAUUUGGGAUAGGAUCUACUUUUCCCAUGACUGAGAUUGAGAAACAGGAGGUGACAGAAGCUGCAGUGAGCUUGGUUAUGUUUUCUCAACGAGUUUAUGACUUUGCUUCUAUCAGAAAUUUGCCUCUGGGUGAUAAUGAUGUUAUGGAUUUGGAGAGUAAACCUUGUCCUUUGAGAAGUAAAUUGCAGAAAAAGACUCACUCCGGCUAUAAUUGUGAAUGUGACAAGAUUUUUGGGUGUUAUCAAGCUCUAGGUGGUCACCAAAGACUUCACAGAUCGAUUGAAGGGCAAUUAGCACAUAAAAGGGAGUAUACUGAAGAUGAUAAUUCGUUGUCUAACUCAGUAAAAGCUAAGAAGAUUGUUACACAACCAUCAAGCUUUGAAGUCUUUCAGGAGGAGAAGAACUUACAAUGUGCUGAGCCGCAACUAGAGUUUCACGAAUUGCUUGCUCACUCGGGUUUCCACAAGUCUAGUACAUGCAGUAUGACCAGGUCUAGUGCAUUACCUUCACAUCCAUCAAGCUUUGGAGUCUCUCAGGAGAAGAUCUUACAUUGUGCUGAGUCGAAACUAGAUGACUUCGGUGAACUGGUUGCUCACUCGGGUUUUGUCAAGUCUAGUAGUUGCAGUAAAACCAAGUUUACUGCAUUACAUUCUCCUCUGAGGAGUAAAUCUCACUCCAGCUAUAGAUUCAAAAUAUGUGGCAAGAGUUUUGUAUGCUCUCAAACUCUAGGUGGUCACCAAACACUCCACUGAUCGAUGAAAGGGCUGUUAGUGAGUGAGAUGGAGUACACUGAAGAUGAUAGUUCAGUGUGUGGCAUGACUGAGUCAGAAGCUAGCAAAACCAGCAAACUUCAACUCUCAUAGAAUAAAAAAUGUCAUUCCUUUGAUGUUUCCAAGUCUUA
Messenger RNA from Camelina sativa (false flax), 2363 nucleotides. NCBI's taxonomy places the organism in Eukaryota, Viridiplantae, Streptophyta, Magnoliopsida, Brassicales, Brassicaceae. The record is from RefSeq and is a predicted model, not a curated record.